This is a messenger RNA of Schistocerca piceifrons (Central American locust), 636 nucleotides long. RefSeq lists its product as uncharacterized. Lineage: Eukaryota; Metazoa; Arthropoda; Insecta; Orthoptera; Acrididae. The record is from RefSeq and is a predicted model, not a curated record. The coding region runs from base 1 to 636 and encodes 211 amino acids. The transcript has a single exon.
AUGCAAGCAAGACACCGGUGCAAGCAAGCAUGCAAGCAAGACACCGGUGCAAGCAAGCAUGCAAGCAAGACACCGGUGCAAGCAAGCAUGCAAGCAAGACACCGGUGCAAGCAAGCAUGCAAGCAAGACACCGGUGCAAGCAAGCAUGCAAGCAAGACACCGGUGCAAGCAAGCAUGCAAGCAAGACACCGGUGCAAGCAAGCAUGCAAGCAAGACACCGGUGCAAGCAAGCAUGCAAGCAAGACACCGGUGCAAGCAAGCAUGCAAGCAAGACACCGGUGCAAGCAAGCAUGCAAGCAAGACACCGGUGCAAGCAAGCAUGCAAGCAAGACACCGGUGCAAGCAAGCAUGCAAGCAAGACACCGGUGCAAGCAAGCAUGCAAGCAAGACACCGGUGCAAGCAAGCAUGCAAGCAAGACACCGGUGCAAGCAAGCAUGCAAGCAAGACACCGGUGCAAGCAAGCAUGCAAGCAAGACACCGGUGCAAGCAAGCAUGCAAGCAAGACACCGGUGCAAGCAAGCAUGCAAGCAAGACACCGGUGCAAGCAAGCAUGCAAGCAAGACACCGGUGCAAGCAAGCAUGCAAGCAAGACACCGGUGCAAGCAAGCAUGCAAGCAAGACACCGGUGCAAGUAA